This is a messenger RNA of Amaranthus tricolor (Joseph's coat), 3372 nucleotides long. RefSeq lists its product as uncharacterized. Bases 1 to 3372 code for a protein of 1123 amino acids. Gene Ontology annotation, molecular function: DNA binding; zinc ion binding. Lineage: Eukaryota; Viridiplantae; Streptophyta; Magnoliopsida; Caryophyllales; Amaranthaceae. The record is from RefSeq and is a predicted model, not a curated record. The transcript has 5 exons.
AUGGCACAAAUUUGUAACUCAUCCAUGGUGUUCUUUACCUGUAUUCUGCUCGCCAUUCUUGCUUCGAUCUCCGCUCACGGUCACCACAAACACAAUGGUCCUGCUCCUGCACCUGCCCCGGCAAAUUCACCCAGUCUUUCUUUUGUCCCUGCACCUGCUCCGACUCAGAAUGGCGGCGCUGCCUUGUCUGUACCUGGAAUUCUUAUCGGUGUCAUUCAAUCAUUUUCAAACCUUGCCUCCAAAGAGUGUUUAGAGUUAUUUAAGGUUUCUCCUAGUACUUACAGAGAAGUACAGCACAAUUUCGCGAAGGAAAACUCGAUUACUCUCAUCUCCAAGGGUAGUUUAUUUGAUGAAGUUACUCUAAAAUGGUGGUAUGAUGGGGUGUUCAAGAAAAAUAAGGUUGGAGUAGAGUAUGUGGGUGGUAUGUGUAAAACAAUUAGUGUAGACCCAGACAAAAUUUCUUGGUUUGAACUCAAAGGGAUUGUUGAGCAAGAUGUGGGUUACAAAUCUCCCUUUACCCUAUACUAUUUGCAUCCUACUUCUAUGGCUUUUGAGGAUGGGUUGAGGAAAAUCAAUGAUGAUGAAUCUGUGGGUGAAAUGGCUAAGGCUGUUAUUGAGUCUAAGGCAAUAGAUGUAUAUGUAGUGAAUAAUAUGGAUGAUGACAACCUCACUAAAUUACUAGGGAAAGCAACUAGGAACUUGGAUGGAGACAAUAGUUUAUUGGUUUCAAGGAAGAAAUUGACUCCUAGGAAGCCACAUAAGAGUAAGACUCGUGGUCCCCACAAAUUAACUAAGAAGCCUAACCCACCAUCCAUUUCAGAUGCUUUAAUUGAAUCUGAAAACCAAGUUGCUGUGCAAAGCAUUAACUCAGAUCUUCCUUCAACCUCUAUAUUAGAAAAUACUUGUAGAUUUAUCCCCAUUGAAAGUGGGCUUUCUGAAGAUGAGCUGAACUUUCAUAAUGAUUGGUUUGAGACUAUUCCUAGUCCUGAUGCAAAGUUAAAUGAGGCUAUUGAUGAAGUUAAUGGAGGUGAAGAUGAGGUACGUGAAGGAAGUGAUGAAGUUUUUGAAGAAGGUGAUGAUAGUGAAGAUCUGGACUAUAUUUUCCCAGAUGAGGAAGAUUGUGAAGGAGAUGAGUCACUGGAUCUUGUAUUAACUGAAGACUUGUCAGUGGAAGAGGAUGAUGGUGGUGUCCAAUCUAAUCUACAAAUUGGUGAGUACCCUCUAAAUGAUGUAUUUUCUGAUUAUGAAAAUAGUGAUGAUGAAACUGAAACACCUGUUGUAGUUCAUGAUAAGACUGAUUUUAGAAAGUUUAAAUGGUGUGUUGGAAUUGUGUUUGGUAAUUCUUUAGAAUUUAGACAAGCUGUUAUUAAAUAUGCUGUUGCUCAAGGUAGAAAUGUUACCAUAUGUGCGAGUGACAAAAAAAGAUUGCAAAGGCUUGGAGUAAGAUGUGUUAAGGGGUGUCCAUUUAAGAUUUUUGCUAGUUGGGAUAAGAGGACAGCUUCUUAUGUUGUAAAGACAGUUGAUGGUACACAUACAUGUCAGAGGAAUAUGGAUUCCAAUAGGCAGUUUAAAGCCGCUUGGUGUGCUGAGGAGUUACUUGACUUGUUCAAAAGCAGACCACACAUUCCAUCUUCAGAAAUUGUUGAAAUCGUUAGGAAAAAAUAUAGAAUAAUUAUUACUAGAGGCUUUGCUUAUAAGAUUAAAUAUGCUGCACAUAGAAAGUUGCAUGGUUCAAUGAAGCAACAUUAUUGCAAACUCAUGAGUUAUAUACAAGCUUUGAACAAUAGUAGCCCAAAUAGCCAAUUUUGUGUUGUCACCGAUGAGAAGACAAAGCCACCUACAUUCCAACGAUUGUUUGUGUGUUUUGAAGGUGUUAAGGAAGGUUGGAUUAAUGGAUGUAAGAGGGUUUUGUGCAUUGAUGGAUGUUUCAUCAAAACAUUCUUGGGUGGGAUGUUGCUUAGUGCAGUUGGAAGGGAUCCGAACGAGCAAAUGUAUCCAUUAGUAUGGGCUGUGGUUGAAGGUGAAAAUAAUGAUUCAUGGCAGUGGUUCCUUGCUGAGCUUAAAAAAUGUGUUCCACAUGCGAAUGGCACGGGAUGGACUAUCAUUUCAGAUGAACAUCCGAGUAUCUUAAGGGCUGUAAAGCUUGAACUACCAAAUGCCGAACAUAGGCAUUGUGCGAGGCAUAUAUACACCAAUUGGAACAAGUCUUUCAAGGGUGAAGAAAUGAAGUUAUUAUUUUGGAGGUGUGCAAAAGCUUACAAUGAAGCUGAUUUUUGCGAGGCAAUUAGUGAUAUGGAGAAGGUAAACCCUCUUGCUGUCGAGGCGUUUAAGCUUGCAAAUCCGCACCUGUUCUGUCGAGCUUAUGUGAAGGUGGAUUCCAAGUGUGAUGUGAUUUUGAGUAACAUGGCAGAAACGUUCAAUAAUUAUAUCAUGCACGCAAGAUCAAAACACUUGAUCGACAUGCUUGAUGACAUUAGGACUAUGUUAAUGAAGAGACUAGCUACGAAGAAGGAACAAUGUGCAACUAAAUGGAGUGGAGUUUUAUGUCCAAAAAUACAUGCUUUAUUAGACAAAGAGAAAGAAGAAGCUUCAAAUUGUACUGUACUGCCAUCAACACCUGCUGUUUUCCAAAUUGCUCAUCACAUUGAUGUUUUGCAAGUAGACAUCGAAAAAAGGUCGUGCACUUGUAGAAAAUGGGAUCUAAAAGGGAUACCUUGUUGCCAUGGUGUUGCUGCCAUAUGUUACUUGCAUAGAGACGUGGAGUCCUAUGUGGAUGAAUCUUACACAAAAGCUGCAUACAUAAGGGCUUACGGAGGAAGCAUAGCUCCUUGUGUAGGGGAGCGUUAUUGGCCCAAAGUUAAUGCGCCUAUUGAUCCACCUCUAAUAAAAAUUGGUCCUGGAAGACCAAGAAAGAGUAGAAUAAAAAGUCCUUAUGAAGACCCAAAGAAACCAGGGAAGCUCAGUAGACAUGGCAUGCAAAUGAGCUGCGGCAUUUGUAAAUCCACUACGCACAACAAACGAAAGUGCCCUGAAAAAGGCAAAUCCGUUGAAAAUGAAGAACCAACAUUGAAAAGAAGUAGAGGAAGACCAAGACAUGAAGCAAAUCCUACAACACCACAGUCACAACCAUCGCGCCCAUCCCAUCAUGAUUUAUCUGCAAAUCCAGGUGCAAUAGGAAGAGGUGGUAGAAGGAUUCAAACAGGUCAAGGAAGUAGAGGUGGUUCUGUGACUGGUAGUCGUAGUAAAGGAAGUACACAUGGUUCUGUUACUACCAUCGAAACAGUAAGUCAACGAGGAAAGGGUAGACCACGAAAAGAAAGUCAAUCCACACAAAAUAUUAUCUUAACUCAGGCAUCUGCAACAAACCAAUGA